GUGCGCCUGCGCAGUGACGGGACGCGUGUGUGGUGGGUGUGUGUGCUGCAAUCAAAGAAAGGAUUCCAGAUUGCAAAGUGCCGUGCAGUUGAGAAUUAAUAAUUUUGGUGGAAAAUGUCCUGGCUGUUCCCCUGGAGAAGAGGGCAAUCCGCUCCACCACCGGAUUCCUCUGAAGAACCUCCUCAAUCAGACGGGGGUUCUGGGGGAAAUGGUGACGAUAAACCCAAGGACAAAUGGAGUAACUUCGAUCCGACUGGACUGGAGCGAGCUGCACGGGCGGCCCGAGAACUGGACAAGUCCACACAUGCAAAGGAGGCGCUGGAUUUGGCCCGUCUGCAAGAGCAGACAUUGCAGAUGGAGCACCAGGGCAAGCUGAAGGAAUAUGAGGCAGCUGUGGAGCAGCUGAAGUCGGAACAGAUUCGCGCCCAGGGGGAGGAGAGGAGGAAGACCGUCACGGAGGAGACCAAGCAGCAUCAGGCAAGGGCACAGUACCAAGAUAAACUAGCCAGACAGAGGUACGAUGACCAAUUAAGGCAACAGCAAGCCCUCAACGAGGAGAACCUGCGCAAGCAGGAAGAAUCCGUGCAGAAGCAGGAAGCCAUGCGGAAAGCAACGAUUGAGCACGAGAUGGAUUUGCGGCACAAGAACGAGCUGAUGCGCGUGGAGGCAGAGUACAAGGCCCGCGCCCGCGUGGAGCGGGAGAACGCGGACAUCAACCGCGAGCAGAUCCGCCUGAAAGCGGCAGAACACCGGCAGACAGUGCUGGAGUCCAUUCGGACUGCUGGCGCUGUGUUCGGGGAAGGCUUCCGAGCCUUCGUGUCAGACUGGGACAAAGUCACAGUGACGGCUGCAGGGCUGACCCUGCUGGCGGUGGGCGUGUAUUCAGCUCGGAACGCCACUGCUGUGGCGGGGCGCUAUAUCGAGGCCAGGCUGGGAAAGCCCUCGCUGGUCAGAGAGACGUCUAGGAUCACUGUGGGAGAGGCAAUCAAACACCCUAUAAAGGUGUCAAAGCGAGUGAUGAGCAAGCCACAGGACGCCCUGGAGGGAGUGGUGCUGAGUCCCCCUCUGGAGGAACGGGUCCGUGACAUCGCCAUCGCGACCCGGAACACGCGGAAGAACCGCGGCCUGUACCGCAACAUCCUCAUGUACGGUCCCCCCGGCACGGGCAAGACCCUCUUUGCCAAGAAGCUGGCCUCGCACUCUGGAAUGGAUUACGCCAUCAUGACCGGAGGGGACGUGGCCCCCAUGGGCCGGGACGGAGUGACGGCCAUGCACAAGGUCUUCGAUUGGGCCAACACCAGCCGCCGCGGAGUUCUGCUCUUCGUAGACGAAGCUGACGCCUUCCUGCGGAAACGAGCCACUGAGAAGAUUAGUGAAGACCUCAGAGCCACCCUGAAUGCAUUCCUCUACCGCACAGGAGAGCAGAGCAACAAGUUUAUGUUAGUGCUAGCCAGUAACCAGCCGGAGCAGUUUGACUGGGCUAUAAAUGACCGAAUUGAUGAGAUUGUCAACUUUGCUCUGCCGGGGCCAGAAGAACGGGACAGACUGGUGCGGCUGUACUUUGACCGCUAUGUGCUGGGUCCAGCCACCGGGGGGCGCCAGAGAAUGAAACUGGCCAAGUUUGACUACGGCGAGAAAUGUUCAGAGAUUGCCCAGCGGGCCGAAGGAAUGUCCGGCAGAGAAAUUUCCAAACUGGGCGUGGCCUGGCAGGCUGCGGCGUACUCCUCGGAGGACGGGGUGCUGACGGAGGCCAUGAUCGACGCGCGGGUGGCAGACGCCGUCCAGCAGCACCUCCAGAAGAUGGACUGGCUGCUGCGGGAGGGGGGGCCCGAGAGCGGGGGCAAGGUGGGCAUCACGCUGCCCAAGGAGGCCCCAGCGGAGGCGCCGAUGGGCUUCGCGCUGGCCCAGGGCGGGGCCGCGCUGGCCCAGGAGGCGAUCGGGAGCGAGGCGGCACUGCCUCAGGAGCUGGUGAUCCCCCUCGUCCAGGCCGCCAUUCCCCUCAUCAAGGAGGCGGAAGCUGAGGCGGCCCCUGUGGUAGCAGAAGCUGAGGCUGCCCCAGUUGUCAAGGAAGCUGAAGCAGCCCCUGUUGUUGCAGAGGCUGAAGCAGCACCUGUUGUAGCUGAGGCUGAAGCAGCCCCCGUUGUUGCAGAGGCUGAAGCAGCCCUCAUUAAGGAAGCUGAGGCGGCCCCUGUUGUUGCAGAGGCUGAAGCAGCCCCUGUUGUAGCUGAGGCUGAAGCAGCCCUCAUUAAGGAAGCUGAGGCGGCCCCUGUUGUUGCAGAAGCUGAAGCAGCCCCCGUUGUAGCUGAAGCUGAGGCAGCCCCCAUUGUAGCUGAAGCUGAGGCAGCCCCUGUUGUCGCUGAAGCUGAGGCAGCCCCUGUUGUAGCUGAAGCUGAGGCAGCCCCUGUUUUAGCGGAAGCUGAAGCAGCCCCUGUUUUAGCGGAAGCUGAGGAAGCCCUCGUUAAGGAAGCUGAGGCAGCCCCAGUUGUUGCAGAGGCUGAAGCAGCCCCCAUUGUUGCAGAGGCUGAAGCAGCCCCUGUUGUAGCUGAAGCUGAAGCAGCCCCCAUUGUUGCAGAAGCUGAGGCAGCCCCUAUUGUUGCAGAAGCUGAAGGAGCCCCAGUUGUAUCUGAAACUGAGGCAGCCCCUGUUGUAGCUGAAGCUGAAGCAGCCCCCAUUGUUGCAGAGGCUGAAGCAGCCCCAAUUGUUGCAGAAGCUGAAGGAGCCCCUGUUGUAUCUGAAGCUGAGGCAGCCCCUGUUGUAGCUGAAGCAGCCCCCAUUGUUGCAGAGGCUGAAGCAGCCCCAGUUGUAUCUGAAGCUGAGGCAGCCCCUGUUGUAUCUGAAGCUGAAGCAGCCCCAGUUGUAUCUGAAGCUGAAGCAGCCCCAGUUGUAUCAGAAGCUGAGGCAGCCCCUGUUGUAUCUGAAGCUGAAGGAGCCCCAGUUGUAGCUGAAGCUGAGGUUGAGGCUGCUCCAGUAGGCCCCGUUGCUGCAGAGGCUGAGGCAGCUGCCACUGUGAAGGAGGGCGAUGCAGAGGCUACUCCAGCUCAGGAGGGCGCCAGCGCGCCUGCAGAUCAGCCCGGCACAAAAGAUCCGGCUUCCUCUGAGUCUGAGUCUGAGUCAGAGUCCGAGUCUGAGUCAGAGCGCGCUGUCCCCCCCAAGGAGGGAAAACCAGAUGGCGGGAGCAAGGCUGCACUUAAGGAAGAAGACCCAAAAAAUCCAACAAAAGAAGGGAGUCCCCCUAAGGAUGGGACACCUGUUUAACAUGAGGGAAGGGAUACCGGUUUGGGCUAGGAUGUGGUGGGAUGGGUUUGGCUGGGCUGGUAAGGGAGAUGUAAUCUGUACCAUGGUGGUGGGUAAGAUGUGCGUUAUUGUGAUUAAAAUACAAUUGUUAUACAUUGUCUCACCCGAUUGUUUUUUUGAACCUAUUCAGGGGAGAAUAGUUCUUGAUUGGCCACUCUGGUGAGAAUUUGACGAUGUUCAGAAAAGAUGGAUGGGUGGAAGCGAAGGGAUUGUGUCGCAGGUUUGAUGAAGCGUCCAUUUAAGGCUUGACAUUUCAGUACCCUUGAUGACUCCCAAGAGACUGGAUUAAGAGUUUACAACCAUUUUUGUUGGCAGUUUGCUAUUAAAAAAAUGUGCUUUCUUCAUUGCUGAAACUUACUUUGAAACUUUUGUCACUAGAAAAAUGUCUAGUGUUACUCUCCCCUGCUGAAAACAGCACUGUUAUUUUGUAGUCAAUCUGAAUUGGAUGUUGGAGCAGCACUGACCUAUUACAUAUAUAUAUUACAUAUAUUGGAGUGAAACAAAUUUUUCGGGGAAUUUUUGAAGGAUGAGAGGUGUCUAAUUGACUGACGGGGGGAGAAUGACUGCCGCUGCUUGAAAGGAUAUUGAUUGGAGGGGGAGGGGUACAGAACAAAUAUACACACUUGAUUGACAUAAAUGUUUUCCAGGCAGUGGUUGGAAAAUACACAAGUAUUACAACUUUCUUAAUUUUAUGGAAUAUGAAGAAUUGGUUCCUACGGUUAUGAAUAAUUGAAUACAUAGAGGAAAAAGUGCAUUUUGAUUUCAGCUCGUCUUUGUAAUGUAGCCUAGAUAUGAAUGCUAACCUUGUGUCACCUAUAUAUAUGAGAGAGAGUAUAUGCUUGUCUAUGUCUUUGUCCAUUGUUUUUGUCUGAUUUUUCAGUUGGGUAAACAUGCAUCCAAACACUAGGGGUCACUGUGGUGCUUCAGUAGCACUUUUAUUUAAAACAGACAUUUCAUCUUCACAACAGCAAUGUCUGGAUGAGGAGGGGGAAGGGGGGUCAAAUUCCUCUCUUCUGGCAGGCUUGUGUGCACCUGCUGAGCAGGUUAUUUCAGGUCCUGGACACUGGAGGCAAGACAGGCCAAAUGUCCUUCCACCUCCGUCCUCUGCACUGUGACCGUUUCCUCUACGGACCCUCAGAAUAGCACAGAGGACCUUCAGUGCCAUCGUGCUUCUAACCCCCUCCCCCCUCAAGUAUUUACAGAUAAAAUUACUACAUUCAUCAUCAAAGUCACUAAGAAACAAAGCUAAUUAAUCUGUACUGCAAUCACGUCUAUUUUCACUUCUCGGAUCCAUUUCGUUUCAUUAAAAUGAAAAUGUUUGAAUA
Messenger RNA from Conger conger (European conger), 4619 nucleotides. Its product is annotated as ATPase family AAA domain-containing protein 3-like. Gene Ontology annotation, cellular component: mitochondrion. NCBI's taxonomy places the organism in Eukaryota, Metazoa, Chordata, Actinopteri, Anguilliformes, Congridae. The record is from RefSeq and is a predicted model, not a curated record. The coding region runs from base 115 to 3255 and encodes 1046 amino acids. The transcript has 16 exons. Gene Ontology annotation, biological process: mitochondrion organization. Gene Ontology annotation, molecular function: ATP hydrolysis activity; zinc ion binding; ATP binding.